CUUCCUGUCCCUACUUGAUUUCAUUUCAUUUAAGCUUCACAGCCCCAAGAAAGGUAGGCUUCAUUACCAUGUUUGUCCUAGCUUAAAAACUGAUACAAUAAAGUAAUAUGUGAACUCCCCUCCUUUCCUCAGCCCCAGAGAGGCCACUGAUCAGGUUGCUAUGUUCCUCCCAGGUGUUUCUGGGCAUUUGUAAACAUGCAGCAGAUAAUAACUGACCGAUUCUGUGUCAGGAUCUUUCAGAUUCUGGAGACAUGUGUUCCCUCAUAGGGCUUUCAAGGGUCUGCUGGAGGAGACUCCCCAAAUCAGGGAAGGCUUCCUGAAAGAGGUGGUGCUUGAACUGAGAGCUGUAAGGUAGUCAUUAGCUGGGAAGGAGAACAUGAACACACCAUGCAGAGAGGGCAGUAUAGGCGGAGACCCUCAGGCAGGAGGGAGCAAGGCACAGAGGACCUGAGAAACCAGUGUGGCUGGAAUCCUGAGGUGAGGGCCAGAGUGGAGUUCAGUCUUGGGGUUUAAGGGGCAAGGACUCACCGGUGAGUCUUCGGAGGGGCACAUUUUUCAAAAGCUCCCUUUGGCUUCUGUGUGGAGGAUGGGUUGAAGAGGGGACCAGAAUGGCAGAGGGAAGGAUGGACUGGGAGGGGUCCACACGAACCUGUUUUAGGUGGGCUUUCUCUGAGUGCCUAUCUUAAUCCCUUUAUAGUCAGUGAAUCCUCACAACAAUCCGAUGGAGUCUUACCCCCAUUUUGCAGAAGAGGAUUCAGAGGCUCAGGUGAAGGCACUUGUAGGUUUUACCCACAGGUGUUACAUGCUGCAAUUUGUUGGGCAUGGGCAGCAUCUCUGUUCCUGGCUGUGUAGUACUACCGAGUUGAUGGUCAUUUACUCAGCCAGUAGCCAGUUAUCUGGAAAUUAUUCCUUGCAUGGUUCCUUACUCUGCAGUGGCCAUUCCUCCAGUCUCUGGUGACAACAGCAGAGGUGAAGGAUGUUAGAGGUCUCCAUAGUGCAGCUCUUACACAUCUACAGGCUGGAGUUUGUUCCGCUUUUCCAGAUGAGGAAACGGAGGCCCUGGAGAGGGGCUUGCAGAAGGCCCAGGCCUGGCUGGGUGGCGCCACGGGCCUGAGAGGCCCGGGAGAGGCAUCUGAGGCCAGUCUAGGCAAGGGGCGGGGCCACGGGGCGGGGCCCUGGGCGUCAGCGCCGGCGCCAAUGGGCAGGCAUCCCCCUCCCAGUUCCGAGUCCCUAGCGGCGGCGUCCAGAGCCGGGAUCCUCAACCCAUCUUGAGCCGAGCGGGUGGCGGCACCAUGGCGUGCGCAGGGCUGCUCACCGUAUGCCUGAUCCAGCCGCCUGCGCCCCUGCUCCCAGCGCCGGCCACUGGGCCCGCCGGACACGCGCUCUUCCAGGAUGUUUUCCGCAGAGCAGACAAGAAUGAUGAUGGUAAACUCUCAUUUGAGGAAUUCCAGAAUUACUUUGCCGAUGGGGUUCUCAGCCCCAGGGAGCUGUGGGAGCUGUUCAGCGGCAUUGACGGUCAUUCUACUGACAAUUUGGAAACAGAGAAACUGUGUGACUACUUUUCAAAACACCUGGGUGUCUACCGGCCUGUGCUGGCUGCGCUGGAGUCGCUGAACCGUGCAGUGCUCACGGCCAUGGACACCACUAAGCUGGAGUAUGAGCAGGCCUCCAAGGUGGACCAGUUUGUGACACGCUUCCUAUUGCGGGAGACAGUUAGCCAGCUACAAGCCCUACAGAGCUCGUUGGAGGGGGCAUCAGACACCCUGGAGACCCAGGCCCGUGGCCCACGGUCAGAUGAAGAGAGAGUGGAGGUGCAGAGCAGGCCCCAUGGCAGCCGGCGGGCAGGGCGCAGGGCCUCGCGGAGCGUCAGUUGUUCACCCACCUGGUCUCUUGGCUCCUCUGACACAGGGCGGAGCUCAGAGGCUGAGAUGCAGUGGCGGCUCCAGGUCAACCGCCUCCAGGAGCUCAUCGACCAGCUCGAAUGCAAGGCCCCUCGGCUGGAACCCCUGCACGAAGAGGACCUUACCAAGGGGCCUGACUCGCACAUCCUUGUGGCCCAGAGGCAGGUGCAGGUGGAAGAGGAAGCCCUGCAGGACUUCCACCGUGCCCUGUGCUGCUACAUGGAAUUCACCGGGGCCCAGAGCCACUGCCUGCAUGUGUCUGCCCAGAAGAUGCUGGACAAGGCCUCCUUCACCCUGUACGAGUUUUGGCAGGAUGAAGACUCCUGGAGAAGGCACCAGCAGUCCUCCUGCAGUAAGACCUUCCAGCGCAUACUCACCAACCACCUGCGGGCUCCAGACACCCUCACCACUGUGUUCUUCCCAGCCUCCUGGUGGAUUAUGAAUAAUAACUGAGCUUGACCUGUAUUCGCUAAGGACCCUGGGGCCCUGCCUGCCUCCUGGAGCUUCUGGACUAGUCAAUUCAGCACCAAGACCAAGGACGUUGCUGCUCCUAGACCCGGGGCCUGGCUGUCAGAGGCCUCCCAGACCAGCUGGUGGAGUCUCUCAGCCCAGGGAUCAGGGACUGGGCUGCUUGCUUUCUGUUUCUUUAGUUAUCAGUGUCUUUUAUUGUUUGUAGCUUUGGUUUCUGAGGCACUCUGGCCUCUGCCUGGCUCAGGAGGCCUGGAUUCUGGUCUCCUCUGCCCCUGCCUUGCUGUGUGAUCCAGGGCCGAUCCCGUCCCUCUCUUGGUGGGCCUUGGGCUGUCUGGCUGCCUAGUGGGUGCCCUGCUUUCUUCUUGCUGUCUUGGGGCCAGGCUUCUGCUCUUCCUUAACCAACAGCAGAACCAGGGCUGAUGCUCAGGGACCCCCACCCCCCCACCCUUACCCUCGACCUCUGAGGCUGGGCUGGACCCAUCUGCAGUGUGGGGUAAGGACUUGGGUGUCCCUGUCACCCUCCUGGGCUGGCAGGCUUCGGACUCGUCCUAUACCCGUGGCUGCACCAGAGACAUCUGGAAGAUCCUGGGUUGGUUUGCAUGUCAUUUGCAUAUCAUUCGCAUGUCCAUGCCCACCCAUACUCAGGACAUUAUGGGAAGCCCCAAGGUGACCUUGCCAAGUAGCAAUAAUUUGGGUCUAAGAGUCACCUGCUACCCCAGAUAACCUCUGAACCUCAGCCCGGGACCCCAGCACAAAGACAAUAAAGGCAGUGGUCACCUCUGG
Molecule: messenger RNA, 3155 nt
Organism: Hipposideros armiger (great roundleaf bat)
Lineage: Eukaryota; Metazoa; Chordata; Mammalia; Chiroptera; Hipposideridae
Gene: NECAB3
Product: N-terminal EF-hand calcium binding protein 3
Exons: 13
Coding region: 1293-2354 (353 amino acids)
Biological process (GO): regulation of amyloid precursor protein biosynthetic process
Cellular component (GO): cytoplasm; Golgi cis cisterna; endoplasmic reticulum
Molecular function (GO): calcium ion binding
Source: RefSeq, a predicted model, not a curated record